AUGUCCGCCAGCGAUAACAGUGAAUCGUCUAACUUGGGGUCUCCUUUCUCCCAGUCAGAAUCUCCUUAUAGUUCCCCAUCGCAACAAGUGCCUCAGUUAGCCAACUUUUUGACAGAGCUGUCGUGUGCUGGACAGGCUGUUUCAAAAAAUGGAGAUAAAGGUCCUUUUCUUCGAAUUUUGGAACAACCACAAAAUCAUUUUAGAUUUCGGUACAGAAGUGAAAUGAUAGGAACUCAUGGUUGUUUACUUGGCAAGUCUUUUGCAAGCAAUAAAACUAAAACAUAUCCCACCGUUGAGCUUAUAAAUUAUGCGGGAAAAGCGCGUAUAAGAUGCCGGCUGGCGCAGCACGACAACCGAGAGGAACAUCCCCACAAGCUUCUAGAAGACGACCAGGACAGUGACGUCAGCGCAAAAGUCCCCGAAGAGGGCAGCUAUAAAGUCAGGUUUCCCGGUAUGGGUAUAAUACACACGGCGAAGAAGGAUGUUCCGCAAUUGUUAUUCAAGAAGUUCGAAACCAUUCUGAGAAGUAAUCCAACGAAAUCGUUCGACGAAAGAGCGCUUCGCGCGAAAUGCGAAAAUGUCGCUAAGAACAUCAAUCUGAAUAUAGUCCGUCUGAAGUUUAGCGCGCACGAUAUUCUGACGGAUAAGGAAAUAUGUGAUCCAGUCUUCUCCGAACCCAUACACAACAUGAAGAGCGCCGCCACGAACGAUUUGAAAAUUUGCCGCAUGAGCAGAUGCUACGGCCGCUCAAAGGGGGGCGAAGACGUGUUCAUACUCGUAGAGAAAGUGAAUAAAAAAAAUAUAAUGAUACGCUUUUACGAGCUGAGCGACACCGGCGAUGAGUGUUGGUCGGCAUGGGCGCACUUCCAUCAAAAUGAAGUCCACCAUCAGUACGCCAUAGUGUUCAGGACGCCGCCGUACAAGGGUCCGAAAAUCGGGUCAGAAGCGGAGGUUUUCGUAGAGCUCGUGCGCCCCUCGGACGGACGGACGAGCGAAUCGGAGAGGUUCACCUACAAACCGGAGUUUAUAAACACGAUGAGGAAGAAGCGGAAGGCGAAUUCCUCCUUCUCUUCCAUGGGGAGCGGCUCUGGUGGAUCGAUCAAUAGUUUAAGCGAUUUUCCACUACCAAUACAAAUGAUGCAACUGAAGAACGGCCGGGAAGAACCCCAAGAUGAAGUCAUGACGACGCUCCCAACAUCUAAUAUACCAGUUCCCCAGACGUCCGUCAUCAUGGCGUCGAACGACCUGGUCGCGGACGCGCUGUUCUACGACCUGUCGCCAAUCGCGCCCAGCCAGCUGAACGUGGGCCCAAUGCUGGGCCAGCCCAACAUCCCGGAGCCGCCUGUACUGCAGCUGAACUCGUCGGAGUUAGACCGACUCCUCAAGAACAACUCCGACAUGUCUUCCGAGGAGAAGAAGCAGUUUUACGAAGCGGACUGGACAGAAUACUACAAUUCAUACGGAGACAGUGUAACGGAUCGGAUGUUCGGUAUUGAGUCCACGGGACUAGUCGCUGAUUCUGCGCGAGUUAACGUGAACAAAAACGCACAGUUUCCGAAGAUGAGUCCGAUGUCAAGCGAAGAGGACCAUGUCGCCGUGAACAUUAUCAACAAAAAGAACACCGAAUAUUCCGCCUACUACAAGACUGAAGACGGCAUCGAAGUGAAGAAGCUCGUAAAGGAGCUGUGCGACAUGAUAAAGAACAAGACCUCUUAUAAAAAGCACGUGGUCAGGGAAAAGCUGGAGCGGCUCUUCGACAAGCGGCUCUCUAAUGGCGACACGUUCCUGCAUAUGAUGCUAGCCAACAAACAGCCCAGUUUGCAGUACAUUGUGAAGUUAAUAGACAGCAUGAAACUGACACAUUUGUUGAAUAUAACGAACAAUACCGCUCAGUCCAUACUGCAUCUGGCGAUCAUUCACGAUUCGCCGCAUCUGGUCAACUUCCUCGUGUCCAAAGGUUGCAAUCCGAUGAUCGAGGACAAUGAGGGAAAUAACGUCUUACACUAUGCAGUCAUUUGUCAGACGUGUUUGGCGCCAUUAUUGCAGGCUAUAAAGAACAACAAGGUAGACUACGACAUUAACGCCUAUAACAAUGAAAAGCAGACCGCACUGCACCUGGCCGCUAUAUACGGCUCCGAAGAGAGCUGCUCGCUGCUGCUCGCGAACGGGGCUUCCCUGCGCACGAGGGACAGCGACGGUCGCACCGCAAUCCACCUCGCCGCGUACGACGACUGCCUGCCGGAGAUGCGGGCACUCCUCGAACACGCGGAACCCAGCGACAUCGACGCAGUAGACGGAAGAGGAAACACCGCCCUGCAGAUAGUCUGCGGCGGUGCAAUGAGGCAAAACACUAUUGAAAUCGUGAAGUUGCUGCUGGAGAAAAAUGCCGAUCCUACUAAGAAGGAGGAUAACAACCAGCCAGCGUGGAGAAUGGCGCGCGACAAGCCUGAACUGCUCGCGGUGUUAAAGAGCCACCUGCCGCCGCACAUCCUUUGCGAGGACGAAAUCAAAUCUGAGCCCGAAGACGAAUACGAGUCGGCGGACGAUGUCGAGGCGGACAGCGGCCUUGGCGGCCUCUACCUAUACCUGGAGGAGCUGUCGCGCUCGCUCGACCGCAGCGGGGCUUGGCGCGAGUUGGCGGCGCGCCUGCACCACGACUCGCUGCUCUCCUGGUACACCGCGGCGGCGAGCCCGACCCGCACCCUGCUCACCAACUUGAAGGAGUGUAAUGAAGACAUAAAUUCAAAAUCACUAGCACUGCUCUUAGAAGACAUGGGGCAAAGGGAAGCGGCAAAUAUUAUAAGACGCUACAUU
Molecule: messenger RNA, 2814 nt
Organism: Iphiclides podalirius (scarce swallowtail)
Lineage: Eukaryota; Metazoa; Arthropoda; Insecta; Lepidoptera; Papilionidae
Source: the annotation of a GenBank genome assembly